CAUCGAGUCAAUCAACCGGCUUGCUCCAGAGUCCCAGCGAUCGAUACGGAGUCGGGAGGAGGGAAGUAGAGGAUACCCCGAUAUCGCGAGAUUAGAGGUAUCGCAAAAAGCGUGCCGGCGGGUGAAUCGCAUACUUUGCCGUACGCGCCGGUAUGGCGGCGGUAUCAGGAACCCAGCGCUUAGCAAUCGCCAUCCUCACGGGGCGGGUGGCUCAGACAAGAGGGAAGGGUAACAAAAGGGAUGCGCGAGGGGAUUCCACUGGUAGACGCUCGGGAAUCACCCGGGUGAAUGGGCUUCUUCGAUUGCUCGGUAAGGCUAGCGAACACACAGAGGACAGAGAGAGAGUCUCGGCCCCCAGGCCUUCUGACACGGUGCCAUGGGCGAGUCCAUCAAGGGUCCUGUCGACAGUUCAUAAACGGGGAUUGAGGCACCAGGCACUGCGGCCAGUGGGGCGGCGCAGAGGGGACCGAUCGGCUACUUUCUCCAGGUCCCAGGGCUGCCUGUCGAAUGGAUGCAUGACUGGUUGAUGAUUCAUGAAUCGUUCUUAGCCGGCUGAGGGCCAGGUGCUGACCAGAAAACCCCCGCGGCUGGUCCACGGGCGGCGACCCUCGGUGACGUUAACCACUCAACGCUUCCAGGACCCUUUGUCCGGUAGGUUUGACGGUGUCAACCCCCAGGCCAGAUCUUCCCAUCGCCUUUGGUCUGUUGGAAGGCCCGAGCCAAAAAAAAAAA
This is a messenger RNA of Aspergillus ibericus CBS 121593, 732 nucleotides long. RefSeq lists its product as uncharacterized. NCBI's taxonomy places the organism in Eukaryota, Fungi, Ascomycota, Eurotiomycetes, Eurotiales, Aspergillaceae. Bases 153 to 527 code for a protein of 124 amino acids. The transcript has a single exon. The record is from RefSeq and is a predicted model, not a curated record.